Punica granatum (pomegranate) is the source of this 1752-nucleotide messenger RNA. The record is from RefSeq and is a predicted model, not a curated record. NCBI's taxonomy places the organism in Eukaryota, Viridiplantae, Streptophyta, Magnoliopsida, Myrtales, Lythraceae.
AAAAAGAAAAAAAAAAAAGGGAGGGGGAAGGGGGCAAAAGUCCUUCGAUUUCGAUCGCGUGAGCUCUGCUCACGAUCGAUCAUCAAAUCCGGAGAGAAGGAUUUUUCAUGGAAAUGGAUUACGUUUCUCAGUUCCCUCACAGUCACAUGGAUCGCCGGCCGAGGAAGAGGCCCAGGUUAGCUUGGGAAUCUCUGUCCAAGGCUCAGUCAGGAGGUUGUUGUGGGCAAGAUCUCGGAAAUGGUACGAGCUAUGGACCUCCAAGGGUACUCCCAGACCAUGCUAGUCUUUUUUUGAAGGCAUUGGAUCAAAAAGGUUCUCCCCCGUGGCGAGAUGAUGACAAGGAUGGGCAUUACAUGUUUGCUGUUGGAGAUAAUUUAACUCCUCGCUAUAAAAUCAGUAGAAAAAUUGGCGAAGGCACAUUUGGACAGGUAUUGGAAUGUUGGGAUAGAGAAACAAGGGAGAUGGUCGCCAUAAAAGUCGUGCGAAGUAUAAAAAAAUACCGUGAAGCAGCAAUGGUUGAAAUAGACGUGCUCCAAUUGCUUGGAAGAUAUGACAGAAAUGGCUGUCAUUGUGUUCAAAUACGGAAUUGGUUUGACUAUCGUAAUCAUAUAUGUAUUGUGUUUGAGAUGCUUGGACCAAGUUUGUAUGAUUUUCUCCGAAAAAAUAACUAUCGCCCUUUCCCAGUUGAUCUUGUACGGGAACUUGGGAGGCAGCUUUUGGAAUGUGUAGCAUUUAUGCACAAUCUGAACCUCAUCCAUACUGAUCUGAAGCCUGAGAACAUAUUGUUUGUUUCAUCAGAUUAUGUGAAAGUACCCGAUUAUAAGGUUUCAUCCCGAUCACCAAGAGAAGGAACUUGCUACAAGAGGUUGCCAAAGUCGAGUGCCAUAAAGGUCAUCGAUUUUGGAAGCACGGCCAAUGGGCUACGUAAACACAACUAUAUUGUCUCUACGAGGCACUACCGAGCACCGGAAGUUAUUCUUGGACUUGGGUGGAGUUAUGCUUGUGAUCUAUGGAGUGUUGGGUGUAUCCUCGUAGAGUUGUGCUCGGGAGAAGCAUUGUUUCAGACGCACGAGAACUUGGAGCACCUCGCAAUGAUGGAAAGGGUCUUAGGCCCAUUGCCACCACACAUGUUGAAAAGAGUCGAUCGGCCUGCUGAGAAAUAUGUCCGAAGGGGUAGACUUGAUUGGCCUGAAGGGGCUGCCUCUCGAGAAAGCAUUAAAGCUGUUCUAAAGCUUCCUCGUCUUCAGAAUAUUGUAAUGCAGCACGUUGAUCACUCAGCUGGGGAUCUAAUUGACCUCUUGCAAGGACUCCUGAAAUAUGAUCCAGCCGACAGAUUAUCUGCUCAUGAUGCACUCAGGCAUCCUUUCUUUAGUCGGGAGUAUGGGCGAAGGUUUUAAAGAAGAAGGUCCGAAAUAAACUUUGGUUUUCUCCUCGAACGGUCACUGUGCUUGUUGGUCAUUAAGGGGCUGUCAGGUCUUCGAGCUGCUUGUCAGUAGUGGAAGAGAAAAAAGAAGUAGCUGGAGGCAGUUUCUUGAGGUUCCAGCAUUAAGAAUUUUAGUGCUUUUUCUUGCUUGAGCUCUCGCAAUGAAAGCUUUAUAUUCUUGUCUUUGUACCAUGAGAACAUUGUUGUGUAUGUAUUCAAGAAGAAAAUGCCGUUUCCCUUCCGUUGCAAGAUGAAAUUUCAUGUAGGAAUCAGUUUGCCUGUCCUGCAAUUUGUGUUCGACUAAGAUAACAGUAUGUUUGGUUUCUAAA